GUUACCUCCUACCUUGGAGGCUUUGGAUUUUAUCAUCCUCCAUGGUUCUGAUGACCCUCGGUUUUUUGGUAACGUGACUGACUUUGGCAUUGUCUUGGCCCGUUUUAGUCGCGGAUCCAAGUUGUCCUUGCUCAGUUACGGUAGCUUCUGGUACCUUCAGAUCGAUGACAUGGAUAUUGGUGACAAGCAAGCCACUGUGUUCUUGAAGGUCAUUCUCCUUUCUGAUGAAACCGAACCCAAGGACCAGUGCACCAUCACACCGGUUCUACCAGUUCAGGUGUUCCUUGGACUCUCAGAGCAUACCCAUGAGCCAUGGCACUCGCGCGAGAGGUCUGCUGAUGCAGCUGAUGCCCAUCAGCCUUUCUCUUGCCGAGAUGCUCCGAACGGUGGCUCCCUGUCUGAGACAAACGGGGAAAAAACAUUGAAUCUGGAGUCGAAGGGAUACCAAACUGGUGGCUAUGUUGGCUCUGAGGACAAAACACAUGACAGCAAGGCUGCUACAGGUGAGACGAUCUGCCGUGGCAGUGAUUCUACUAGUCUUUUUCGAUCGUCAAGUGACGGAGUCGACGAUCAGACAACUCACUGUGAUCCUACGGUUGUAGACACUCCUACCUCGAUGAACUGCCCCAGUCCGACACAAAAGAUCGAGAUGAGCGUCGACAUGAGUUCAUUACCUCCGGCACAAGAUGAUCCAAUGUUCUCAUCAUUAGAGGUGAGCUCACAAGUCAAUGUUGCAAGCGGAGUCGUCACCGGUGGUGAUUAUCAAAUUCCAAAGGAAGACAUUGGUGACAAUUUUACUGUGACGCCAACCUGGCCAUGGACGCAGUUACCCAAUGAAGACCCGACCACAAGUGGGCCUCAUGAUUUGCCACCCUAUGAACUACCAGCUCGUCUUUUCCCUGGACAAGAUGAUCUGAGUGUGAGUCCGGCCAAACUUGUUUCUCUGUACAGAAAUCACUCUCUUUGUGAGCUUGGCAGCUUUAACGGAGUGACGCUUGUACAUAAGGGCAAUAAGACCCGGAUUCAAGUGCAGGCACCCGCACACCUGACCCUCGUCAUCGCUCGAGCGUACAUGUUGCAGGGUAGAGUGCUCGAGGCCAUCACCACUGAAGGUAUUGGAGGAUGGGGACAGGCCAUCAAAGCCCUUGCCAAUCAGGCCGGCAAAGGUCAGGGACUCAACCACCCCUUCGGUAGGUUGCUUGUCCACUCCAUUGGUAUCAUGUUUCUUUUUGGUAUCCCUGUCACGCAAUCGGACUUGGCAAAUAUUGGCUACAUGUCCAGAAGUCGAUGCUUCCUAUUGUGCGGUGCCGAUCGAAAUGAGAAAUGUGUGAAAGACUUCCAAUCGCAAAGCAGACCAGAUUGGAUUCAGGCAAACUGCAGGAUCACUGAUCAAAUUGCGCUGGAACAGACAACUAUUCCCGAACAGGUCCGAGAGACGUUGUCUAAGAGAAACUUGCUGCCUGAUCAAAUCAAACACGAGGCGCUGAUGCGGGGUGUUCAGGAUGGACGUGCAGUCCUUGAGCUCAGAAUUGCUCCUGCAGGUACCCUUCCAACAUUGGUUGCCUCCUAUCGGAAGCAGGCUCAACUCUCCAGAUUGAGGUCACCGCCCUGA
Molecule: messenger RNA, 1612 nt
Organism: Cladocopium goreaui
Lineage: Eukaryota; Dinophyceae; Suessiales; Symbiodiniaceae
Source: the annotation of a GenBank genome assembly